CAGUGACAAGGCUGGAUGUUUAACUCGCUGAGCCACAUGGGAACUCCUGAACAUCUCUAUUUUAGAGCCUCUUUUUGUUUUGUGAAUGCGAAGUUUUAUCUUUUUGUGUGUUGGAGCCCUUAAGAUGUCACCUCCGCCUUCUCUGUCCUUGUCGUGCAGCCCAUAGGGGAGACCUUAAGGCCCGUGUGGGGGCGGAUGGAUAAGUGCUACCCUGUGACUGCUCAGGUGGGUACGGGCUGGGCCCUCCCCCGGAGUGGGGGCUGUCCUGGGCACCCGUGGUUGGCCUUGGUAAGAGGAUGGGCCAGGCAGGGAAGGACUCCCAGACCCUCAUAGAUUUACGUCACUUCUGUCGCCCUCUGUAGAGACGCAGAGUCAAGCGUGGGAAGAAGCAAGGCUUCGAGGUAAGUGAGGCCUGUCCUGGAAGGCCCAGGCCGGGCUCUCCCCUGUCAGACUCAGCUCACGGCACCUCGAGUCCCAGGGAGAGUGGCAGGGCGCCUCCAGGAGACUCACAGCCCUACUGCAGCUCGAGCUGAGAAAGGAGGGACUUCUUUGGAAAAACAAAGACCUACACACAGUCCAAGCGUGGGGAACAGGGAAAUGACCAGGGGAUCAGAGGGCCUUUCUGCCCAUAUUCUCCCCUCUCGACCCUCCCAGCAGGCCAUGACCCCUGCGGCAGCGGGAGGACUGAAUGAUGCUGCCCCCAAGGAGGAGACUGGCAUUUUGGCCCAGGCCGAGGGGGAGGAAGCCGCCAGCCCCAUUCCUGCUGGGAAGGAGGUGGCCGAGGAGGUGGCGGUGGCAGGGACCUCAGGCUGGGAGGAAAAUAAAAAGGUCCCAAAGGAGACUGCUGCCUACACCUCUGAGGCUUCUGAGGUGGAUGUCAAGGAGGAAAGGCCUGGAGGCUGGGUCCCCCAGCUCCUGAGGACGCUCUGGCCAGGCUGGUUCCCAGCCUCUGAGAUCCCCAAGACUCAGGACCAUGAAUGA
This is a messenger RNA of Sus scrofa (pig), 981 nucleotides long. Lineage: Eukaryota; Metazoa; Chordata; Mammalia; Artiodactyla; Suidae. The record is from RefSeq and is a predicted model, not a curated record.